AUGGGAAAUUGUCUAACAUGUAAUAACAAAGGGAAUUUACAACAACAUGAUGACGGUAUGACACAAAUGAAUAGAAACGCUCAAGGCGGAGGUCAACCCCAUGGCCAGCCCGCCUAUUUACGAAAUUAUGGUCCUCGGGGUGAGGCCAUUCCCCUAGCUACCAAUCAGAAUGCCAUUGUGCCAUUAUCUCGCGGGGCACAUCAAUCCUCCAAACAAUAUGCCAUGAAUGUUUACACUGUACAAAAUGGACAACAGCAAGCAGGCUCCUAUGUUUAUGGUCCAACUCAACAACCCGCCCCCUUAGAUCAACAAUUGGCAGAACAGUCGUCUCGAGCUGUUCGUGUGCAUGCUCUCUAUACCUAUGUAGCCCAAAAUGCUGAUGAUUUGAGCUUCCAGAAAGGCGAUGUCAUGCUUGUCGAAUCCGGCCUCUCAGAAGCCUGGUGGUUAGCUCGUCACUUAAAAACCGGCCAACAUGGCUAUAUCCCUAGCAACUAUGUUGCUGUUGAAAAUGGUCUCUCUAACCAAAUGGAAGCUUGGUAUGAGAUAUCUCGAAAAGAUUCUGAAAGAAUGCUUCUUAUGCCCGGUCUACCUCAAGGUACCUAUAUCCUUCGACCCUCUUCUGGCAAGUUUCGUUUUAAUUACCGAAGCUACGCACUCUCAAUCCGUUUUGAAAUUGAUAGAAAUAUGUAUGCGAUAAAGCACUACAAGGUUAAAACCCGGGAUAACGGAGCUGGUUUCUAUAUCACCACUCGAACUAAUUUUGCGACUGUAGCAGAUCUCAUUGCACACUAUCAAACCACAAGUGAUGGUCUUUGCUGUGUUCUCACUCAACCCUGUCCUCGCCAAUAUACCCCACCGGUGCAGUUCCGUGACAUUGAAGCCAACCGCCGUAGUCUCGAAUUCAUCUGCGAGUUGGGAAAUGGCUCCUUUGGUAUGGUUUAUCGAGCUAGAUUCAACAAGACCUUUGAUGUUGCCGUCAAAAAGCGUCUGGCCACUACAGAUCUUGCGCAAUUCAUCGAGGAGGCACGUGUUAUGCAUCGACUUCAUCAUCGGCGUAUUGUGCGACUUCUGGGUGUUUGCACUGAACCUGCGGAUGAACCGGUCUUUAUCAUCACAGAACUCAUGGAAAAAGGUGCACUGAGGACUUUCCUCGCUUCGGAUGAGGGCAAACAACUGGGUCUCUCUGAUCUGAUUGAUAUGAUCGCUCAGGUUGCUGAGGGCAUGGCGUACCUGGAAGAGAUGAACUUCGUACAUCGUGACCUGCGUGCGGCCAACAUUCUCGUGGACCGUGACAACUCCGUUAAGGUCGCCGACUUCGGUCUCGCCAAGAUGCUCGAUUCGGAUAUCCGAAAUGAUGGUACGCUUGCCUAUUUUUGA
Rodentolepis nana is the source of this 1377-nucleotide messenger RNA. Lineage: Eukaryota; Metazoa; Platyhelminthes; Cestoda; Cyclophyllidea; Hymenolepididae. The record is from the annotation of a GenBank genome assembly.